This is a messenger RNA of Closterium sp. NIES-65, 3618 nucleotides long. Lineage: Eukaryota; Viridiplantae; Streptophyta; Zygnematophyceae; Desmidiales; Closteriaceae. The record is from the annotation of a GenBank genome assembly.
AUGUAUGCAUUGUCUACUAGUGCUGAGGGUGUCUGUCACCUAUGUGUGCCGCCUUACCCCUAUAUCCAGUCUGCUGCUCUAGGUGCUGGUGAGGCUGGUGCUCUAGGUGCUCGUGCGUCUCCUGCUCCAGGUGUCGGUGAGGAUGCUGCUCUAGGUGCUAGUGCGUCUCCUGCUCCAAGUGCUGGUGAGUCUGCUCUCUCUGGUGCAGUGCCUGCUGCGGUCUUGCACACCUUCACCCUUGACUCGGGUGCUUCCCGCUCAUUCUUUCGAGACCGCACCACCCUCACGCCGCUUAGUCGGCCGGUUGCAGUCUCCCUGGCAGACCCCUCUGGGGGUCCUGUCCUUGCUCACUACUCCACUGUCCUACCGUGUCCGGCGGCCCCGUCUGGCUCCCUGUCAGGUCUCUACCUCCCCUCGUUCUCUACAAACUUGGUGAGUGGUGCUGACCUGCAGGAUGGAGGGGUUGACCAGUUCACUCCUGCGAGUCAGCGAGUGACCCACUCCACGUGUGCUCGGACGGGCCAACACUUGGCCACGUUUACCCGUCAGCCGGGGCCGAGCCUGUACACAAUGACGACUGAGUCUCCUUCGGUUACUGCGUCUGGUCAGGUUGCUGCGUUGGGUCAAGUGUCUGCUGCAGCGUCUCCGUCUAAUCUUGAGUCUGCCCCCUGCUCGUGUCGCCUCCUGUCCCACCAGACUCUCCUCUGGCACCACCGCCUUGGUCACCCCUCCCUACCUCGUCUCCAAGGCAUGGCCUCCCGUCUCCUUGUCUCUUGUCUCCCCAGGUCCCUCCCUCCCCUUCCUCCGGGGCCUGCCCCCACCUGCGUUCCCUGCGUCGAGGGACGGCAACGCGCCGCUCCUCACUCCUCCGAGUUUCCUCCGACAGAGGCUCCGCAACAGACUCUUUACAUGGACGUGUGGGGCCCCACCCGCGUCCGUGGACAGGGUCAUGAGCGUUACUUCCUGCUGGUGGUUAACGACUACUCGCGUUACACCACAGUCUUCCCCUUGUGCCACAAGGGUGAGGUCAUUGAGGUGUUGAUUGAUUGGAUCCGCGCAGCUCGUCUCCAGCUCAGAGAGAGUUUCGGCUCGGACUUUCCUGUUCUGCGUCUGCACUCCGACAGGGGUGGAGAGAUUUCCUCCGACCUUCUGCGAGCCUUUUGUCGUACGGAGGGCAUCCGCCAGACGUUCACGCUUUUGGCCUCUCCACAGCAAAAUGGGAUGGCUGAGCGCCGCAUUGGCAUGGUCAUGGACGUCGCUCGUACGUCCAUGAUCGAUGCGGCUGCUCCCCAUUUUUUGUGGCCGUUCGCAGUUCAGUACGCGGCGCAUCAGAUCAACCUUCAGCCCCGGGUCUCCAUGCCGGAGACCUCCCCUACUCUGCGGUGGACGGGAAGUUGGCAGUUUUACCACCCCACCUCGCGCCGUGUUCUGUCCUCUCAGGACGUCACGUUUGGCGAGUCAGUUCCCUACUACCGUCUCUUCCCCUACCGCACUGCUCCCCUUCCCCCCCCGCCGCUCUUCCUCGCUCCAGGUACCCCCCCGGUAGACCCCCUCCCCCCACAGGGUACUGCUCCAUCACGUGUGUCCCUGGUAGACGCGGUCGAGCCUGUCGAGGUAGCUGUUGACUCUGGUGCCGGGUCUGGGGGUGCUGAGCCUGAACGUGUGGAGUCUGGGGGUGCUGAGUCUGGGGGUGCUGAGCCUGGGAGGUCCUUCCGGUGCUUCGUCCGGGCGGGAGCCACUCUCUCCGCAAGUGCUGCGCGCUGGCUUGCUAGGCGCUGGCGCCGUGCUGCUGGAGCUGGUGGUGCUUCCGGCGCUGGGGGUUCUGCUGCGGCUGGAGGUCCUUCUGCUGCUGGGGCUGCUGGAGGUUCUGGAGCCACGGGUCCCAGAGGUGCUCGUACUGGAGGUGCUGGAGCUGCCAGGCCUGGUGGUGCUAGUCGAGCUGGAGCUGCUGGCGGUGCUGGAGCUGGUGGUGCUGCUGGAGUAGGUGCUGCUGGAGGUAUUGGAGCUGGAGCUGCUUCGUCUUCCGGUGGUCCUAGUGGAGCAAGAGCUGUUGGAGGUGCUGGAGCUGGAGGUGCUGCUGGAGCCGGUGCUCCUGUAGGUGCUGGAUUUGGCGCUACUGGAGCAGCUGGUGGAGCUGCUGGAGCUGUUGGAGCUGGCUCUGGGGGUGCUGGUGCUGUCCGUGCAGGUUCUGGAGGUGCUGCGCGGCCACGGCCGUACUUCGUUCCGCUCCUUGAGCAGGUUCUUGAUCUUCCACCCUCCACUGGUCCUGCUCCUCCCUUAGAGUGUCCACCGCCUGUCCAGUCCGAGUCACAGUUACAGCCCGCCUCCCCACUGCUUGCUCCUUCUCCCUACACUGGUCCUACUGGAGGUCUUGCUGAGCGUCGUGAGCCUGCGUCUCGUCCUGCGUCGCCUGUUUGUGCUGCUCGCACUGGUCGUCGUGUUCCGCGUCAGCGUCCUCCUGCGGUCCAAGGCAAGCACCAGAUCGCACUGCGUCCUUCCACUGCUCCACUGCGUGUCCCUUUGCCGUCUCCUCCAGAGUCCUCUCUUCCUGUCCUUGCUGACCCGGAGUUUGACUCUCUUCGUGCUGCCAGUCCUACUGUCACGCGUCUCCUGGCUACUGUUGUCACUGACCCUUCCUUUGAGUCCAGUGCUGCGUCUGCCUUAGUUGCUGAGCUUGUCGACUUCGCUGCUCACUCUGGUAUAGACUACGCCGCUAGUCUUGUCGCUGAGUCUGAGUCUGUCAGUCCUCUGUCCGUCGGGGGUGAGUGUGCUCUUAGCACGGACGUUCUUGAGGAAGGGGAGGAGGAGUUCCUAUGUUUUGCUGCUGCUUUACCUCAUCUUGUGUCCAUGCUGAUUGCACCUGAGGGAGACCCGGAUGCACCAGACAUCCCGUCUCCGCGCUCUUACGCAGAGGCGAUAGAGGUCUACGGUCUCUGCCAGGCGCCCCGUGAGUGGCACGACACACUGAGGACUACACUUGCGGCUCUUGGCUUUGCUCCUUCUACUGCCGACCCGUCGCUGUUUCUAAGCACCGACACCUCCUUGCCGUCGUUCUACAUCCUCGUGUACGUCGACGACUUGGUCUUUGCCACAGCUGACAUUGCUGGACUAGCCCACGUGAAGUCCGAGCUGCAGAAGAGACACACGUGCACAGACCUGGGUGAAAUGCGCACCUACUUUGGCUUGCAGAUCACCCGGGACAGAGCACGGCGCACCAUUACCCUGACUCAGUCACACAUGGUGCAGCAGGUCCUUCAGCGCUUCGGCUUCACGUACUCCCUGCCUCAGGCCACUCCUUUGUCUACUCACCACUCGCUCUCAGCUCUGGCUUUGGAUGAGUCUGUAGAGCCAAGUGGCCCGUACCCAGAGCUUGUUGGCUGCCUCAUGUACCUGAUGACCUGCACUCGACCUGACUUGGCAUACCCUCUUAUCAUCUUGGCACGCUAUGUUGCUCCUGGGAGACACCGAUUAGAGCACAUGGUUGCAACGAAGAGGGUGUUGCGCUACUUGUGCAGUACGUCGGGCAUGGGGCUUGUGCUUGGAGGGCGGAGUCCAGUGGUCCUCACUGGUCACGCAGACGCUUCUUGGGCUGACGACCAGGCUACGCAGUGGUCGUGA